UUGUUCUUAUGUGUGUUCUGUCGCUGAAGGUCGUUCCGGCGGACGACAGCCAAUCAUAGCUAACUGCCAUCUCGUGAGAUCUCUGCAGUACUGUCGGUUGCAUAAAAGACGGCAGAUAGAAGGAAUGCGGGCUGAGUAGCCGGAGUGGAAGGAGGCCCGCCCAUUGUUUCACGCAUUUACGGUUCUAGCGUGCGAUUUGCCGAAACAGUCACACAUACUAAUACCGUCGCAUCACGUGAAGCACACAGCAAAAGAUCCCUCUUGUCCCUGUGCCGUCCCGCAUGCCGUCCACCCACUGGCUAGGUCGAGAGGGGAAAAAGCCUCAGAGGUAACGGAUACACGAGCCGCCAGUUCGAUAUUCUUGUUCUAGAGCAUUCGCAGCGUCCAAAUCUUUGUCAAGCCCUUUUGUAUUUUCAUACUGAUUAUUGUUACGUUUUUCUUGUGGUAAUUGCUAAAUUAAAUAAUAAAAAUAGUAUGGAACGUAAGCGAGGCAAGACCAUACGGAGUGAAGCUCGUAAUAUUAUACGUCGCGUAAUACGGAAGUGCGACGAAGAAUCCCGUAAGAAUCAAAUGUUAAUCCCUUUGAAACAAUCGACGGCUCGUGCUGCAGAGUAUGUGGGAGUAUCAGAAAGAUCGAUUGUAAGAAUUCGGAAAGAAGACGCAAACACAGAUGAAAAUCAACUAUUAGCAUCCCCAGGAAAGAAACGACCACGAAGAGAGGAUACAACAUUUCAUUAUUCUCAGGAGGAUCAAAAAGUAAUAAGGGAUACUGUUUAUGAUUUUUAUGUAAAUAAAAAAAUUGUUCCAACAGGCCCUAAAAUAUUGGAAGCUAUUAAGGAAAAAAUAGAGUUUCCUUGGUCUGUACACUCCUUGUACAGAGUACUUCGACGUAUUGGCUUUAAAUGGAGAAAUAGCAAUUCAAUUAGAAAAGUUUUAAUCGAGAAGCCAAGUAUCGUAGCUUGGCGAGGCAAAUAUAUAAAAUCAAUUCAAGAGUACAGAGCUCAAAAUCGAAACAUAAUCUACCUGACAGAAACAUGGGUGGACAGUUCGUUACGCUUCAGUAAAUGUUGGCAGCAUGAAGAUGCAUCAGAGGGUUCGCAAGGUACAAGUUUCCCCCUUCGGCUUCUAAUACUUCAUGCAGGUGGAAGAAAUGGUUUUGUGCAAAGUGCAGAAAUGAUCUAUAAAGUUACUAAUAGUCAAAUGAAUGCCACUAACUUUGAAAAAUGGAUAAAAGAAAAAUUACUUCCUAAUAUACCAGCCAAAUCUGUAAUUGUAAUGGACAACGCACCGUAUCACAGUGUUCAGUUAAACAGGCCACCAUCAAAAUAUGCAAAGAAAGAAGAUAUGGUGAAAUGGUUGGUUGAAAAUAAUAUACCUCAUGCAAAAAAGAUGAGAAAACACGAGCUAAUUGAUCUUGUUGAUAACAAUAAAAAGGUAGAAAAAGUAUAUAAAAUCGAUGAACUCAUAAAAUUGCAUGGUCAUGACACUUUACGAUUGCCACCAUACAUGCCAGAAUUAAACCCCAUUGAAUUAGUUUGGGCCCAAAUUAAAAAUAAAUUGAAAACAGAAGAAAACAGUUUGGAAUUGACGAUCAAUGAACUUGAAAACUUCAUGGAUGUGGCAAUGAAACAAAUCACUUUAAUCGAUUGGGAAAUGUACUGUUCUUGCGUGGAGAAUUUAGAAAAAGACUAUUGGCAAAGAGAUUGGCUAAUAGAAGAAAUAAUGGACAAUAUGCAGUUACAGAGCGAUUCAGAAAGCGAAUAUGAGGAAGAUAGUAGUUCAUCAGAAUAACUUGGGAAGCUUAAAGACUGUACGUGAUUGGAGCAAUCACAAACGAAUGCAAUGGAGAUAAUCACAGGAAUAACAUGGCAAGUUGGAAAACCCUGUGUGAUCGGAACAAUCACAAACUAAUGUGACAGAGAUAAUAACUCACAGGGAUAACUUGAGAAGCUUGAAGACCACACAUAAUCGAAAGAAUUACAAAAUAAUGUGAUAAAAAUAAUAAUUUAUAGGGUAAGAGAAAAUAAAAUCUAUUUUUGAAAAUGAAUAACUUUGGAAAUUAAAAGAAGACCACGACGACAAAGGAGAUCAUGUGAUAGCACAACGACCACUGUAUAUUGUCCAUUAUUUCUUCUAUCUGCCCAUCUUUCUGUCAAUAUUCUACAAUAUUCACGUGGUCACAUCGGUAAACUUCUCAAGUUUAUCCCUUGUCAAUUUUGAAGUUUUCUUUCUCUCAAUUUGCAUUUAAUUGGCUAAUUUAACUAAUGUCAUGCUAAUUUAAUAAUAAAUAACUAAUUUUUUGGACCUUUUAUUCUUCUAGAUAAUUCGUAUAGCUUUUGUUUCCUCAUCGUUUCUGGGCGAGCUAUGUUAUUUUCAACCAACUACUUCAACAUAAUCUUCUUUCUUUUAUAUUUUAAUGGCGGCUUUAUCUAUUAGAAGAUUGUACUAUGACGCAUUGCCCAUAAUAAUCACAAAGUUAGUUGGAAUAUUAGGUAGUUAUUUUGUCAAAAUUGGUGGCGUUCAUUUUACUAUAAUAAUCACCGGUUGUGUGGAAUUUAAACAUUAAUUGUGCACCUUGCACAAAAGCAUCUUUAUCUUUGGUAUAAACUAUCACGAGUCGGUGGAAAGAAUCGGUACUUUUUGCAAAACGUCUAAUACAUUUUCGUUUUCCCAACCUUUACAGAAGCAUAAAGAAUUACUCACCCAUGUCUCGUUGAAACGUUUCUUGAUUCUAUUAAGUUCAAUUGCCUUUAAAUAUUAGCCUCGCCAAAUUACAGUGUAAUCUACACGAAUGCAUUGUUGAAGUAAAAUCGAUGUUUCCUUAAUAACUGCCAACAUUUUAGAAUUUGUUAGGAGAAUCUUAUUUACAUAAAAAUCGUAUACCGUGUCUCGUAUUAUUUUCGUUGUCUUCUUGAGGACAGUAACACGUCGUAUCCUCUCUUCGUAAUCGUUUCCUUCAUGGCGAUGUUCUCAAUUGUAUGUAGAUAAUCAUGUAAAUAAUAUGUAUUAUAAUUAAUUUAUAUUUUGUUAUAUUAGGUUUUGUAUUCUGCAUUAUAUUUUGUAUUUUGUAUUACCUUUUAUAAAUGAAAUAUAAUAAAACAGUUUUGCAAUAAGUGUGUUAUACAAACAGUUAUUACUUAAUUAUUUGACUAUUUUGUGUAACAUUAUUACACAUUUAUAUGUAUCCUGUGUUAAUUAUUAAAUAUAUGUUUAGAUUUUGUUACAUACAUUAACUUUGUAAUUAGUACAUGUUUAUUUAUUUUAAUGUAUUUAAAUUAAAUUAUAUUUUAAAAAUUGGGUAAUAUUGCAAUUAAGCCGCUCUUCUCCCGAUUUUCGUGAAAUUGACAAAGGCUGCAGAAAUUGAUAUUUUUAUCAACUUUUUCCUGUAACAAACGAUUUGUAAUCUUAUAGUUUCUGAAAUAACCGCGUAGAUUAAAUUUUAUGUACAACAGAAAGCAAAACUGAUUCAAUACUUAAAUUUUCGUUAAAUUCUUUAUUUUACAUAAUGAACAGUAAGAUAUACAAAAA
Messenger RNA from Nomia melanderi (Alkali bee), 3528 nucleotides. RefSeq lists its product as uncharacterized. Gene Ontology annotation, molecular function: nucleic acid binding. The record is from RefSeq and is a predicted model, not a curated record. Lineage: Eukaryota; Metazoa; Arthropoda; Insecta; Hymenoptera; Halictidae.